Aspergillus heteromorphus CBS 117.55 is the source of this 2211-nucleotide messenger RNA. RefSeq names its product putative MFS multidrug transporter. Gene Ontology annotation, molecular function: transmembrane transporter activity. The transcript has 4 exons. The record is from RefSeq and is a predicted model, not a curated record. Lineage: Eukaryota; Fungi; Ascomycota; Eurotiomycetes; Eurotiales; Aspergillaceae. Gene Ontology annotation, biological process: transmembrane transport. Bases 404 to 2143 code for a protein of 579 amino acids.
CAGGAUUAUUAUUAUUAUUAAGACCAAACUAAUAAUAAUAAUGGAAAGAUACCCCGCUCGCUUGGCUUCGGUUUCCCCUCCCAAACCAACCAACCGUAAUAAUCCCCCAAAAACCGCCGGGAGUUCGGACGGUCGGCCAAUCAGCAGCUCGGAAUCGAGCAAUUCCCCAGUUGUCCCGAGAUUGGCGACUCGGCCCGGAUUCGGUCAUGACGACACGACACCAGACUGUCCACCAGAACUGUCCCGAUGGCUCCGAUGGAAUUUCUGUGCAGUAUUUGACUCCCCGGGGCUCCCCCGGUUCCCAGGGGGGGAAAAAUGGCUUAAGAGUUAACUGCUGCUCUUCUCUGUUGUGGUAGUAGUUAGUUGAUUUCGUUGUGUGUGGUGUUUUUGACUCUUCUCUUCAAUGUCCGUCUCUGCUCAGACCACUCAACGCCCGUCGCUGCGUCGGCCCAGCACGGUGCACACGAAUGAGUUUGACGAUUCCUUUGUCGGGCGUGUGCGGUCAUUCUUUAACCGCGAUCCCCACGUCGGUGUGGUCAGCCACAAUGACCUCCGCGACCGAGAGGACGUGGAGAUUCAUACCUGGAACGGCAAAGAUGACCCUGAUAAUCCGUUCAACUGGAGUACCAGCUACAAAUGGGUCCUUACUGUCACCGUCUGCUUCAUCUCCGUCCUAACCGGCAUCCCCGCCGGAUCGUACGGCUCGGGCGACAACUGGAUGGGGCCAUUAUUCCACGUGCAAAACACGCCAUUCCCGAACCUGUACUGGGCAACGACGUCGUGGAACAUGGGGGCGGCGUUCUGGCCAUUAAUCUUCGUGCCCCUGACGGAAUCAUCCGGACGGAUGCCGGGGUACUUCGUCGCGUACAUCAUCCUGAUCAUCUCGCUGUUCCCGUCGGCGUUCGCGCAGAACUACGCGACGCUGGUGGUGACGCGGUUCUUCGGCGGCGGGGGGUCGUCGGUCUCGAUCAACAUCGUGGGCGGCAGCAUCAGCGACGUGUGGUACGGCGACAAGGCGCGCAGUCUCCCGAUGUCGCUAUUCGGACUGACCAGUGUGAUUGGCAUCGCGCUGGGGCCGUUCGUCGGGUCCGCCAUCGUGGCCAUCCCCAAGACCGAGCCCUGGCGCUGGAUCUUCUACAUCCAGAUCAUCUACCUGACCGGGCUGCUGCCCGUCUUCUGGUUCAUCCUGAAGGAGACCCGCGCGGACGUGAUCCUGGCACGGCGCGCAAAGAAACUGCGCCAGGAGACCGGACGACCCAUCUACGCUGAGGCCGAGCUGGAUAACACCAGCGUGUGGCGCUCGCUGCAGAUCUCCUUCGAACGGCCCACCCGCAUGCUGCUGACCGAGCCCGUCGUCGCCUUCUUCACCCUGUGGAUCUCCUUCGCCUGGGGCAUUCUGUAUCUGUUCUUCAGCAGCGUCGUGCAGACCUUCACCGCCAACUACAACAUGAACACCCUCCAGACGGGCACCAUCCAGCUGGCCAUCUCGGUCGGCGCCCUGAUCGGCACCGUGUUCAAUCCGCUGCAGGACAUGUGGUAUCUCCGGUCGGCGAGGCGCAAUCGGGAGAAGCCCGGUUACCCGAUCCCCGAGGCGAGGCUGUACUCGAGUGUCGGGGGCAGCCUGCUCUUCGCGGGCGGCCUGUUCUGGUACGGCUGGGCCAGCAUGCCGUCCGUGCCGUGGAUCGUGCCGACGCUGGGCAUCGGCGCGUGCGGCAUUGGCAUCUACAGUAUCUACAUGGCGGUGGUGAACUAUCUGACCGACGCGUAUGAGAAGUAUGCGGCGUCGGCGCUGUCCGCGGCGUCGCUGGGCCGGAACUCGUUCGGCGCCUUCCUGCCGCUCGCGAGCUAUGAGCUGUUCGAGACCCUGGGAUAUGGCUGGGCGGGCUCGUUGCUGGGGUUCAUUGGCAUCGCGUUGUCGGUCGUGCCGGUGGUGUUGAUUUGGAAGGGCCCUGAGAUCCGCAGACGCAGUCCGUUCAUGAGGGAGGCCACCUUCGCCACGGAUGAGGACGACGAGAUCGAGAUCGAGAAGGAGGGCGAUGGCGUCGAGCCCGCGACGGUCCAUCGGGCUACGCAUUCGGCGUAUCCGCAGCAUGAUGUGCAGAGUCCGCAUGGGAAUGUCGAGACGGGUGAGCAGCGUGUUUGAUUGAUUGUCUAGGGCUUGUACCCUUUGCAUAUGCAUGCAUGCAUGCAUAGAGUUGAGACGUGUAUGAU